GCAUGGUGUCAGUGCACACCAAAAAUACGGAUCUGGCGUGGCAUAGUCUGUUGCCAGUUUCAUUCGCUCACUUCAUCAGUUCGUUAUGAACGCCUUGGACAUUGCCUUCACAUUCGCCAAGAGCUACAUGUUUUGUAUCGUAAGGAUUUUUUAACAUAAAUCAUGAUUUUUAUGUUCUCAGCGCUUAACUUUGUUAUGGGUGAAAAUUUAAGAGUGGAACAUCUUUGAACGCUGUUUUAAUUUCUUGCAAAAUGCAACAAAGGGCGCGUUCGUCAUGGCGCCUCAGACUUACAUUCAUGGCACUGGGAAUGCUGCUUUGGAGUGAGGUACGCGCACAAAUACGAUAUUCUCUUUCUGAGGAGCAGAAAGAAGGAUCUGUGGUCGGAAACCUUGCGAAGGAUUUAGGUCUCGAUACCAGAACGUUGAAGGAGAGGGGAUUUCGGAUCGUUUCAACGUCAGGCGACUCUCUGUUCACGGUAAAUCAAAAUGACGGGAUUUUAAGUGUAAAUGGAAAAAUAGAUCGCGAAGAGGUUUGCGAAAAAAGCAGCUCGUGUGUCAUCAAUCUAAAAAUCGCGCUAGAAAACCCUUUAGAGAUUCACUACGUGUCGAUUGAAAUCGUGGACAUCAAUGAUCAUGCACCGACAUUCCCGGAAAAAGAAAAGCGAUUGGAAAUAUCGGAAUCUGCCUUACCUGGAGCUCGGUUUCAGUUACAGGCGGCGCGGGAUCCCGAUGGCGGCUCGAACUCUGUUCAACAAUAUAAACUCAGUCAUAAUGAUAAUUUCCGCAUAGAGGUUAAAGAUCGCGGAGAAGAUCGCAAAAUGCCAUUUUUAAUUCUUCAAAAGCCUCUGGAUCGAGAAACCAGCCGCAGACACAAGAUACAUCUUACUGCGCUCGAUGGAGGGCGACCCCCAAAGUCUGGAACAAUGGAUAUAAUAGUUGAUGUUUUAGAUGUUAAUGACAAUAUGCCAGUUUUCACACAAGAAGUUUACUCUGUAACGCUUCAAGAAAAUGUCCCUGUUGGCACAACUGUUAUACAAGUUAAUGCUACUGACAUGGAUGAUGGUCCAAAUGGAGAAGUUUUUUAUUCGUUUGGAAAGGAUAUAGACAAUAGGCUUGUAAAACUUUUUGAUUUAAACUCCAGAACUGGAGAAAUUACUGUGAUUGGCCAAAUAGAUUUUGAAGAGAUGAAUAACUUUGAAAUAGAUAUCCAAGCAUCAGACAAAGGAUCUGUUCCUCUCACAUCAGAUAAGAGUAUAACCAUAAAAAUCGUUGAUGUAAAUGACAACGUGCCCGAGAUAGAAGUGACAUCAUUUUCAAGUGCAGUACCUGAAGACUCUAAAAUUGGAACCACAGUGGCUUUAAUCAGCGUCAGUGAUUUGGACUCUGGUGUAAAUGGGAAAGUGUUGUGCUACAUAACUGAAGACGUACCUUUCAGGCUAACAGCGUCAUCCCAAGAUAACAUUUACGCACUUGUUACAGCCUCAUCUCUUGAUAGAGAAACUGUGCCUCAAUAUGACAUCACAUUAGUAGCCAAAGAUGCUGGCCAGCCACCUCUGUCUUCAGUUAAAACUAUAACUGUGCAGGUAUCAGAUGUAAAUGACAAUAGUCCAGAAUUUUCUCUUUCACCUUAUGCUUUUUAUGUGAUGGAAAACAAUAUUCCAGGAAAAUCUUUGUUUUCUGUAUCUGCUUCUGAUCGUGAUUUAAAUGAAAAUGCUGUUGUACACUAUAACAUUUGGAGAGAAUCUGGAGAUGAAAACAAAUAUGCAUCUUUCAUUAAUAUUAACUCUGAAAAUGGGGAGAUUUAUGCACUAAAGAGCUUUGACUUUGAAACUGUAAAAAUGUUCCAGUUCCAUGUUCUCGCUACAGACUCUGGAACUCCAUCUCUGAGCAGUAACGUGACAGUGAACGUGUUCAUUCUGGAUCAGAACGACAACGUUCCAGUGAUCUUAUAUCCAGUCAGCGCUAACAGUUCUGCUGAGGGUGUGGAAGAGAUUCCCCGUAAUGUGAACGCAGGUCAUUUGGUGACUAAAGUCAGAGCCUAUGAUGCAGAUAUAGGAUACAAUGGCUGGUUAUUAUUUUCACUGCAGGAAGUUAGUGACCACAGUCUCUUUGGUUUGGACCGCUAUACAGGACAGAUAAGGACCCUUCGCUCAUUCACAGAAACAGACGAGGCCCAGCAUAAACUGCUCAUACUGGUCAAAGACAAUGGGAAUGUUUCACUCUCAGCAACAGCGACUGUGAUUGUCAAAGUUGUGGAGCCCAAAGAGGCUUUUGCAUCUUCUGAUAUGAAAAACGCAGUAAAAGAUGAAGAGGAAAACAAUGUGACAUUUUAUUUGAUCAUCACUUUGGGCUCGGUUUCAGUGCUUUUUGUCAUCAGCAUAAUUGUGUUGAUUGUAAUGCAGUGCUCUAAAUCAACAGACUAUUCAUCCAAGUAUUUACAGGAUACAAAUUAUGACGGGACUCUGUGUCACAGCAUCCAGUACAGAUCUGGAGAUAAACGCUACAUGUUAGUUGGACCCAGAAUGAGUAUCGGCUCUACUAUAGCACCAGGCAGUAAUAGGAACACUCUAGUGAUACCAGAUCGCAGGAGGAGAGAUUCUGGAGAGAGCACACUCAAGGUAAGACCAUGCCAUUUUUUUUAAGUAAAUAGAAAGAUAGCUAAAGUGGUUUUAAAAAGAUUUUAGAAUAUGAAGCUCUUGAUAAUGCAUGAGACCAAGUAAAAUUAUAAAGUUUUGAUGAGGAGAGUGAAAGAUGAUGUUCAGCUUGUGUGUGUAUGAGAGAGAGAGAGAGAGAGAGAGGGUUGAAUAUAGAGUAUAACUUUUGGAACACUGGGUUCUGUUUCUGUCCACUUGAAAUGUCCCAUAGCGUUCUUGCUGAUGUCAUUCUGCAGUAUCCUAGCACACAUGCCUGCAGCACUACUCCAUCUACCCAUUCUCUCUCACACACAUAAACCUUUGCAUAGAAAUCUGCACAUCACUACUUACACACAAUCCACACACACAAAAACAUACACCACUGAGGAUAUACAUAAAUUAUAUAUUUUUUGUGUGUGUGUAAAUAAUUAGGUCGCAGGCGUAGGGAGUAGAUGGAUUAUAUUUUGUGUGUGAGUGUUGCAGGUUAAUGGAUUAUAGAGAGAAUAGGGGUCAAAUAGGUUUAUCACAACAGCAGGUCACUAGAUUACUACAAUGUGUGUGGGUUUACUGAUAUGCUUAAGGUUCAGUAGCAACACAUACACACUCAUGUUGGUUUUUGUGAAUUGUGGGGACUUUCCAUAGACUUUUUUUGGACUGACCAAACGAUAUUGUCUAUCCCCUAACCCAACCCUAACCCUAAACCUACCCCUUACAGAAAACAUGUUUGCACUGUUACAUUUUCAGAUAAACAUAAUUUACUAUUUUUAAUCAUUUUGUUACAUUGUGGGGACCGCAGGCCAACAUUUUCAGGUUUUACUAUCCUU
Molecule: messenger RNA, 3457 nt
Organism: Labeo rohita (rohu)
Lineage: Eukaryota; Metazoa; Chordata; Actinopteri; Cypriniformes; Cyprinidae
Product: protocadherin alpha-10-like
Exons: 2
Coding region: 252-2642 (796 amino acids)
Biological process (GO): homophilic cell-cell adhesion
Cellular component (GO): plasma membrane
Molecular function (GO): calcium ion binding
Source: RefSeq, a predicted model, not a curated record